Molecule: messenger RNA, 2840 nt
Organism: Hemibagrus wyckioides
Lineage: Eukaryota; Metazoa; Chordata; Actinopteri; Siluriformes; Bagridae
Exons: 7
Coding region: 292-1524 (410 amino acids)
Biological process (GO): negative regulation of T cell activation; B cell receptor signaling pathway; intracellular signal transduction
Cellular component (GO): plasma membrane; membrane raft
Source: RefSeq, a predicted model, not a curated record
GCUCACUUUGGAGAUUGACUGCAACCUCUGUAUAGGAGGUGCCGCGCGAGCACUUAACGCCUGAUGGAUUUACAUAACGUGUGAUGACAGGAAGACCUCACAAAUCUGAAACAGACUUUUUUUUGCACAUUUAUUGCAGAGGCAUAAAGGUUUUUGUGGUAGCGGAAUACUCGGAAGAAGAGGUGGUUAACAUGAAGAUCUCAGAGGUGCUGACGUCUCUGAAGCGCGCGGUUCACAAGACUGUGUGGAGUGUGUAGAAGUUGUGUAUGUUCCUCAAAGAAUUGGUCCUCCAUGGAUUUUUUGGCCCUCCCUUAUGGUAAAAUGCUGGUUCUGGGGGCCAUCUCUGCUGCCUCAGCCUUUGUUGUCACCAUCCUCAUUGUGCUGGUGUGUGUGGGAUGUCACACGAAAAGGAAAAGGAAACACAGCCAUGCCAGUGUUGGGAGUCAAAGGAGGGACAUGGGUGUUCUUCAUCAGUCCAAGCUAAACUCCAUGAGUAAAUCAGACACACGUCUGCAUGAGAUGCAUCGAAUGCCUUACAGGGCAAAUGGUGCUUCUAGGAAUCGGCCAGCCAGCAUGGAUCUAUUGUUGCUACACAGUCAUCACUCAGCCUCUGACCACCACCCUCCAGUCUCUGGCUGCCAGCUAACCCGCAUUCCCAAUCGCCCUGAAAAUGUGGAGUGUGACCAUCUCUGCCCAGAGGAUGAAGGAUUAUAUGAAAGGGUUGGUGUUUGGCGAGCUCCUCCCCCAGCUCCACUCCUGAAUUCAGUACAAAGCCAAACAAUUACUGAAAACAGACAAGGAGCAGGAGAAGGAGGAGCGGAGAGUAGAGAACAAAAUGAGGCAGGCCAUGCAGAGGUGAUGGCAGAGUAUGCCUCUGUGAAGAAGGUGAGGAAGCUGGAGAGAGGGAGGAAGCAGGAAGGAUCAGAGGAGGAAAAUACUUCAGAGUCAUCCAGUAGCACUGUUCACAGGACAACCAUGGAGCCUUUCCACAUACCCAACAUGCCCAAGGGGGCAGUGUCCAUGAGUAAUGGAGAGGUGUACAUAUGGAAGCCUCCGGAAGAGAGCAACAUUCUCUCGAGUGGGCCAUCGCUGGAGAAUGGCCACAACAAUACCAGCACCACAGAGAUCUUUGCGACAUACUCUACCGUCUCUAAACCCCUGAAGAAGGAACAUUUGGGGCCAACACAGCAGACCAGUCAGCAAAUAGGCUCAGGGGACGGCUCUAAGGAACAUGUUUCAUGGCCAUCAGAGGAGCACAGCUACGAGACAGUGGGUGAGAAGACUUGGUCUAAGGUGGACCCGGCCUAUGCCACCAUCAAGCCCAGGCAAAAGAGAGAAAUACAGUGCAGUAGCACAUUAAAGCCAAAGAAGAGGCAUUCUGGGCCAGUGCAGGGACCAGGGAGGGCCAUGACCUGUGAGAACUUUUAUGAGACCAUUGGGAAUAUGAAGGAGGGCACCAACACCACCAGCACCACCAUUGUAACAUUGGAUGAUGGCGUAAAGAUGUACGUCACAGGGCUAUAAAGAUCUUGGCUGGGUACAUGUGAAUUCAAAAGUAAUAUAAAAAAAGAGACUGGACCGUAAUGUGAAAUGCCAGCAGAUGUGCAUUCUCAGGUUAUGGUGUAAAACAGUGGAGAUCAAUAUACACCAGUCUGUAAUGUAUUUGUUUAUCAACAAAGACAAAUGAAUAUAUACUAUAAACUUAUUCAGACUAAUGGAGUCAACAUUUAUAGCUCCAAAAGGCCUCUUCAUCAAAUCUGGUGUCUCUGCUGUGUUACAGUCUUUACUGAAAGUAUUGGGCUAACACAUGGCCCUGUCAAGACCUCACUAGACCUGUUUUUACCAAUAAUCCUAUUUAGUCUUUUUCAGAAGGUUAUUUUAUUAUAAAGAGUAUUUAUGUUAUGUGUGGAUUUUUAAAUGGUAUAGAUAGCUAUGCAUGUUUCUGUUGGUGUUUUUGUUUUUAUCUCAGCGUAGACUUAAAAGCCGUAAAGGCAACAAUUCUUGACUAUUUCAUUGGUUUUUGUUUCUUUUUCAAAUGACAUGGCAUGUAUUAUAUUUGGCUGUCAGGAAAAACUAGAAGGGUUUCCCCCCAGAGAAAGUCUUCUUUUUAUGUCCCAAAUUGGACACUCAAGCAUUUUUCAGCAAAGAGGCGAAGACUUUUAUAGGAAAGAAGAGACAAAAAAAGCACUCUGUUAACAAAGCAAGGCAAAAUGCACAUAGUGUGUUAUUUUUUAAAGGUAUUGCUGACAUUUAGGUUUAUAGGGGCCUGCAGUACCAGCAUGCAGGAGCACUGUAGUAUGUAAUGGCUAUGUGUCUGGCAGGGUCUACAUUCUGUCCACAGGUGCCAGUUCUGGACAAUGGUCGCUGCUUUAUUUGGCUGCUGACUGGUCUAAACAGCAGUGCUAAACACAGGAUAAGGGAAACCUAUCAUCAGUCCCAGUCACUAACAAGAAUCUUUUAAAAGGAAACCUCCUGCUGUAGUCUGUAGUCUUUCUGCAUGUUUCAGGACGGUGAAAAAAGAAAACAAACCAAAAGUCCCACACAAUACAAACAAACACUUCACAUUAUGCAUGGCAUGUAUAAGGCUUAUUACACAUAAACAUAAUUAUUAAAUCUAUUUACUUUAAAGAUUAAGGGCAAAUUCGGUGCUGUUGUGAAUAAAUAUUAGCUCAGGGAUUAAGGUCAGAUUAGUUAUAAUACAGAAAAUUGACAAUGUUUUUUUUUCCAACCUGGGGAAUUCAAAUAUGUUGGGUUAUGUCAGUACAGUAUCUUUUUUUUGUACAUAUAUUAUAUAUCAAGAUUGAAUAUGAGAUUUUUAUUUAUUUUCUUAAAAAAUAAAA